AUGGUAGCCCUUACCUGCAGAGAAUGCAAGCUUGAGAUGGGCAGUAGGGAUGCCCUCGCGGCGCAUUGGCAGAAACAGCGAAAUGAAGGCAAGCGCCACUACCACUGCUCCCUCUGCAUGGAGCCCUUCCGCACUCCAGAGGCCGAACAUCGUCAUCACAAAGAGAUCCACGCAGCCAAGCAGAACCUUGACUGUCCAGGAUGCAAUGAGCGAGCAAACCGCUGCAAGCGGAUCAAGAACGACGACUAUGUCGCCCGUCGCGAGGAGAAGCUCGCGUUUGCGAGGGAGUUGCAGCGUCUCCAUCCGAACCUACCCGACGACAGCUCAGUCGCCACCCUCAGCCUGGCAGAAACGGCGCCCACCCGACAAGGGCCGAAUGUAGCGAGCGGUACUCGCAGCCUCUCAUCUCUCCGCCCGAAAGCCGAGAACACUGUGCGCCCGAAUCCGGUCACUUUUGCCAUUAAAAGAGAACGAAACAUAAACCUCUUCCCAGAUGCCCCUCCCGCACUGCGCCCCAGCCGCGAGACGCAAGAGGCCCUCCAGCGGCCGGCCCAGACGAAAGACACUGCGUGGCCGCCACACAACCCUCAAAACCCGCGAUGGGAUCCGGCAGAGUACUUUGUCGCGUAUAUCAAGAAGUACAAGUGCCGUCACAACCGCUACCCCAAGUCGUUCCCGAGCGUAGCAGGCAUCCGCGCCCACCUUCUCUCGGCGCAGCAUGCCGGGCUGGUCAGGGGCGUGCGCUGCAACCUAAGCGAGACCAACGGCUACCGCCAGUUCCUCGACCAGCUGACGGCGGGCCUUGUGGACACGACCGAGAAGAACGACGACGGCAUUGAGAAGUACGAAGAGCCCAACCAGUCUCGCGAGUGGUUCGGCACGGAGCAGGGCAGAGCCUUCGCGUCCUGAGGUCGGUGAAAGGAAUGGCUAUCUUCCUGAAGCGAAACCGUCGCUAGAAAACCAUAGUGUAGAAUACCUUCCUUCCUCUGGAACUUGUGCUCGGCCUUGUCUGUGUCCUUGGCGAAUGUGACACGCGCUUUCA
This is a messenger RNA of Parathielavia appendiculata, 1042 nucleotides long. RefSeq lists its product as uncharacterized. The record is from RefSeq and is a predicted model, not a curated record. Lineage: Eukaryota; Fungi; Ascomycota; Sordariomycetes; Sordariales; Chaetomiaceae. The coding region runs from base 1 to 909 and encodes 302 amino acids. The transcript has 8 exons.